Molecule: messenger RNA, 530 nt
Organism: Tuber aestivum (summer truffle)
Lineage: Eukaryota; Fungi; Ascomycota; Pezizomycetes; Pezizales; Tuberaceae
Source: the annotation of a GenBank genome assembly
AUGUUUAUCUCAAAAAUAACCUUCCUCCUCCUUUCCUUCGUGGCCUUUAUAUUGCCAGUCCUUACCCACCCAAUUGAAAGCAACUCCGAAACCCAGCUCUGGAACUCACCUGAAGCUCUGGCUGCCCUCGCAAUCAUCAACGACCCAACCCCAAAAUUCCUCACCAACAUCACCUUCACAAUGAGGAAACACUUCAGAACAUCACCAUGCAAACGUCCUACAUCUGUGAGACAACUUCCGGAUCCCCAAGUGUCCACUGGGUUCGCGAAGUAUCUGGAGAACUGCGUGGGAAGUAUAAAAACUCUAUGUGUAUGCAGCGGAAUGCAUUUGGAAGCAAGUGCACAAAACUCCAUGCCCUCGGGGAUGCAGCACUUAGCCUUUGCGGGGUCUUAUUCCGCUGGUACUUUUGCGAUGCUGCUGGGUUUGCUGGGUUCUGGAUAUCGGAUCAUUGCGCCUGGAAUGGGUUGGCUGGUGGGAGGUUUAUUUAUGACGACAUUCCAGCGAUGACACUUGCAGUUCACAAGAACUAA